Hevea brasiliensis (rubber tree) is the source of this 1149-nucleotide messenger RNA. RefSeq names its product chaperonin-like RbcX protein 2, chloroplastic. Gene Ontology annotation, molecular function: protein folding chaperone. The record is from RefSeq and is a predicted model, not a curated record. Bases 358 to 1038 code for a protein of 226 amino acids. Lineage: Eukaryota; Viridiplantae; Streptophyta; Magnoliopsida; Malpighiales; Euphorbiaceae. Gene Ontology annotation, biological process: ribulose bisphosphate carboxylase complex assembly. The transcript has 5 exons.
UUACACACACACACACACACCAGAAAUCAAUAAAACGGCAAGCUGACGCUAUAAAAAUUUUGAUUUUGAGUCGCCCUUUUCGCUUGGAGAAAUUUCAACCUCAUAUAUUUGUCUGGUUAAGAGUCGUCACACCAUAAAAAACCCUUUGUUCUAAAACGCCUCCAGCUAUUGAGCUCCCAAUUCUCUGUUCAUGUGCUGUAGCACAACUUCCAUUUUCUUGGACACCUAUUUGAACUUUUUCGAUAUUCUUUGUUGGGUAUCUUUCAGUUUCUUGAAUUGCACCCUGCGCCAGACAUAGACAUAAUCCUGAUCCGGGUAUAGGUUGUUUUGUGGGGCUCUUUUAAGCUUGGAAAGAAAAUGGUGGGAGCUUUAUCCAUGGUAGGCUCAUCUAUGGUGGACUCACACACUAGUCCUUGUUUGUGUUUGGAUGCACUGCCUAUGAGUAAUAUGAAUCUCAAAAAUAGUGGAGAGUUGGUUUGGCAAAGGAAUUCAGUGAAGAGAAAGAAACUGUGGAGGCCAGGGUCAUUGGAGCUGGGGAGUUCUUUUGUGGAAUCAUGGCAUGAUUGGAGGCUCUCAUCGAAAGCGAUUUCAGGUAUUGUUAGUGAUAAGAGUUCAAGGAAGCAGAGAAAGGAUCGGAGACUUGUGGUUGUCUACGAAUUGGGAGGGCAAUAUGAAGAUAGUUUUGAGGAUGUGAAAACGCAAAUACUCAACUAUUUCACAUACAAGGCAACAAGAACUGUUCUUAACCAGCUCUAUGAGAUGAAUCCAACGCAAUAUAGAUGGUUUUAUGAUUUUGUUGCAACAAAUAAGCCUGGAGAAGGCAAGCGUUUCAUCCGCACCCUUGUGAAGGAGAAGCAGGACCUUGCUGAAAGAGUGAUGGUAACGAGGCUCCACUUGUAUGGAAAAUGGGUUAAGAAAUGUAAUCAUGCUGAAAUAUAUCAAGAGAUCUCUGAUGAGAACUUGGAGUUAAUGCGUGAAAGGCUCAAAGAGACUGUGAUAUGGCCAUCAGAUGACUCAAACACGGAGAAGAUAGGUUGAAGGGGAGCAACUGUGCUUUAAGUUCUCUUUCAUUUUCUUUCUACUGUUGUUUCUGGAGUAGAUAUAUACACAUUGUAUCUUUGGUUUAAUGCCAACCGGUUUGGUUCCAAA